UGGCGUGUCAGAAGCACCCGGUGAGGAGUCGAGAAGGUUUACCAGGGAACAGUUAUUUACCAUGGCUGCGACAGCUACUAUAAACUUCAGUUCAAUGAUAUGUUAUUCUAUCCUGGGACCCUUUUUCCCUUUAGAGGCAAAAAGAAAAGGUACCAGUAAUACUGUUGUUGGUCUGAUUUUUGGAUGUUUUGCUUUGGUCAAUUUCCUGACUGCUUUAAUCUUGGGGAAUUAUCUUACAUAUAUUGGAGCAAAAUUCAUGUUUGUCGCUGGCAUGUUUGUUUCUGGAUGUGUGACCAUUCUGUUCGGAAUGCUGGACAAGGUGCCAAGUGGACCAAUGUUCAUUGGUUUGUGCUUUUUAGUAAGAGCAAUGGAUGCAGUAGGUUUUGCAGCAGCAAUGACAGCAUCAUUUUCAAUCCUUGCAAAGGUGUUUCCCAAUAACAUAGCUACUGUCCUGGGCAGCCUUGAAAUUUUUACAGGACUUGGACUGGUGUUGGGCCCACCUUUAGGUGGCUUUUUGUAUCAAUCAUUUGGUUAUGAGGUCCCUUUCAUUACACUGGGAUGCAUAGUCUUGGUCUUGGUGCCUGUGAAUAUGUGCAUAUUACCAAAAUAUGAUUCAAUCCCUAGCAAGGAGUCCUUUUGGAAGCUCAUUCUUCUGCCAAAAGUCUUACUACUCUGUCUUACUAUAUUUUCUCUAAGUGCAUGCUUGGGCUUUUUGGAUCCCACAAUGUCUCUAUUUAUCCUAGAGAAGUUCAAACUCCCAGCUGGUUAUGUGGGCUUGGUAUUCCUCGGUUUGGCACUCUCUUACUCCCUGUCUUCUCCCCUCCUUGGACUUCUAAGUGACAAACUGCCAUACCUCAGGAAGUGGUUGCUGGUAUCUGGAGGCUUAAUGGCAGCACUGUGCUUUUUCAUGUUAGGUCCUGCUCCUGUACUGCACAUUGAAAGGUACAACUGCCUCUUCUUGAACCGUUCCUCUUAUGUGAUGUUUUUCCAGCUGUGGAUGUUUGUGCUGGUGCUCGUUUUGAUUGGCUUUUCCCUUGGCAUGAGUGCUAUCCCAGUGUUUCCAGAGAUACUGCAAUGUGCAUAUGAGAAUGGAUUUGAAGAAGGUCUGAGUCUGCUGGGACUGGUGUCUGGGCUCUUCAAUGCCAUAUGGUCCCUUGGGGCAUUUGCAGGUCCCACUCUAGGAGGAUUUCUAAAUGAAAAGCUGGGUUUUGAAUGGGCCUCAGCCAUCCAAGGAGGAUGUGUACUGCUAAGUGGUCUGGCAACUGGAAUAUUCUAUAUCACUGAGACAACAAGGAGAAGUUCCAGUUCCAGCCUGCAAAAUCCUCCUGGUGAUAAUGAAGAAAGAACUCAUCUGGUGGGCAGUGAAACAUAGCCAGAAAUACUUUCAAUUCUCUGUUUGCUCUUGUGGUUUAACCUAGUGUUGAGAUGAGUGGACUUAAUAGUGUUUCAUUACUCUGGAGCUGGAGUAAAUGAUCCCUUAAUGAACAACCAGUUGUGGUUUAGUUGUAGCUGCUGUUUUGAAAUGCUAAACACUGACUGCCUUUCUUCUGGAAGUCCUUGCGUGGAUUGGCUGGAGUGAUGAGUAACCCUCAGAUGUCAGCCUUUUUAAUUGUAUUCCAUAUACAGUGCACCACUGUAUGUGAAGAGAUGUAUUUUCAAAUGUCUAGUUUCUAUACUUGAGCCUGCUGUGCACUAUUUUUGGGUGGAGCUACUAUUUUGCUACCAUGAUUUUCUGUAUUUUUUUAAAGAAA
Messenger RNA from Antrostomus carolinensis (chuck-will's-widow), 1751 nucleotides. It is a transcript of the gene SLC18B1, whose product is annotated as solute carrier family 18 member B1. Gene Ontology annotation, biological process: transmembrane transport. NCBI's taxonomy places the organism in Eukaryota, Metazoa, Chordata, Aves, Caprimulgiformes, Caprimulgidae. Gene Ontology annotation, molecular function: transmembrane transporter activity. The record is from RefSeq and is a predicted model, not a curated record.